Gossypium raimondii (Peruvian cotton) is the source of this 1275-nucleotide messenger RNA. RefSeq names its product GTP-binding protein At2g22870. Gene Ontology annotation, molecular function: GTP binding. The transcript has 4 exons. Lineage: Eukaryota; Viridiplantae; Streptophyta; Magnoliopsida; Malvales; Malvaceae. The record is from RefSeq and is a predicted model, not a curated record. Bases 183 to 1097 code for a protein of 304 amino acids.
AUUAUUUAAAGUUUAGGCCCGAGGCCUGCCCCUAUAGUUUCCCUUCUCUUUCUUUCAAUUUUCUCGGCAAGCAAACAAAAACUCCACCUGCUUAAGCUCAUGUAAGUUAGAGUCUUAGAGAGGCUCAAAAAAUAAAGCUACUUACUUCAACAGUUGUUAAUCAAUCCUUCCCAAUAAAAAAAAUGCUCCUUCGAAAUCGUCUCUUGUCUCUCAAUCUCACGUCGUUUCUGUCUCCUCCUUCUCCACUUCCCAAAUCAGCAUCUUUCCUUUUCUCUUUCAACAAAACCAUCGCUCACUCAACCCAUAAGCGCCCCGAAUCGAAACCCGACGUGUCAGCUUCAAGGGCCGCCAAGCAACCGAUGUCCGAACGGGCGCGGUUUGCGAAGACGGUGUUGUUCGUGCCACCCGGGGUCGACCCGGAAGACGUGACGGAUGAAAUGAUAUUGCCGGGUUCCAACAUCGUAGUCGGACCUUAUGCGGGUCAUUCUCAGAUUAAGGAAGUGGAGUUUGUGAAGAGUAGCGGUCGGGCUAAGGAUUGUCCCAAAGAUGACCGACCCGAGUUUGCAAUCUUGGGUCGGUCUAAUGUGGGCAAAUCUUCACUUAUUAAUGCUUUGGUUCGGAAAAAAGAAGUUGCUCUUACUUCUAAGAAACCAGGGAAGACACAGCUUAUUAAUCAUUUCUUGGUGAAUAAAAGUUGGUAUAUAGUGGAUUUGCCUGGUUAUGGAUUUGCUAGAGCCUCCGAUGCUGCUCGAACAGAUUGGUCUUCAUUCACUAAAGGCUAUUUUCUAAACAGAGACACUCUGGUUGCUGUGCUACUUCUUAUUGAUGCAAGUGUCCCACCUCAAAGGAUUGAUCUGGACUGCGCUAACUGGCUCGGACGCAACAAUAUACCAAUGACUUUUGUGUUCACAAAGUGUGACAAAUUGAAGGCAAGCAAAGGAAAAAGGCCUGAUGAGAACAUCAGGGACUUCCAAGAACUGAUUAGAGAAAACUAUAAGCAACAUCCGGCAUGGAUCAUGACCAGCAGUGUCACUGGUCUUGGCAGAGAUGAGCUUCUCCUACAUUUGUCACAAUUAAGGAACUAUUGGGAUCAAUAGUAGUAGUGGAUUUGUUAGUAAAUUAAAUGUGCAAGUGUAUACAAAGCAUAGACAAGUGAUGCAAGUAACUGCAUACAGAUUUUUGUUUGGAAUCAUUUGGAUUUUCAGAAGGCGUCCUGUUCAAAUAGGCUUUGUAAUUUGACUCUGUGCCAUAAUCAAAGUUCUGUUUUACCUUUCA